Molecule: messenger RNA, 633 nt
Organism: Emiliania huxleyi CCMP1516
Lineage: Eukaryota; Haptophyta; Isochrysidales; Noelaerhabdaceae
Exons: 1
Molecular function (GO): protein binding
Source: RefSeq, a predicted model, not a curated record
GGGCCCACAGGCAUCGAUGCGCUCGACGACGGGUGCAAGGUGGUGUGCAGCCAGCAUCGCAUCAUGAAGGUUGCACCCGACGGCACGGUGACCACGCUCGCGGGCAGCGGCAGCGCAACCUUUGCCGACGGCCAGGGCGCCGCGGCGCACUUCCACAACCCUGAGGACGUGGCGGUGGACAUGUUGGACAUGUAUGGCUUCGUCUACGUGGCGGACCAGAGCAACCACCGGAUUCGCAAGAUUGCACCCGACGGCACCGUGACCACGCUCGCGGGCAGCGGCAACGCAGCUUUUGCCGACGGCCAGGGCAUCGCGGCGCACUUCCACCACCCUGCAGGUGUGGCGGUGGAUGGCGAUGGCUGCGUCUAUGUGGCGGACCAGAGCAACCACCGGAUUCGCAAGAUUGCACCCGACGGCACCGUGACCACGCUCGCGGGCAGCGGCAGCGCAACCUUUGCCGACGGCCAGGGCAUCGCGGCGCACUUCCACACCCCUACAGGUGCGGCGGUGGACGGCGAUGGCUGCGUCUACGUGGCGGACCAGAGCAACCACCGGAUUCGCAAGAUUGCACCCGACGGCACGGUGACCACGCUCGCGGGCAGCGGCAACGCAGGCAGCAUCGAAGGGCAGGGC